CGAAGGGGCCCCAGAGCCAGAGACUAUGGCUAGCGGCUCCCCCAGCCGGGCUGAGCCGAGGCGCUGCUGAAAGUUCCCGCGCAGCCCUUCUGGCGAGGACCAUUUCCUUAGGGGAUCCAUUCCUUGUUUUCAUGACUUUGAGAGUACUUAAUCAGAAAUGGAGCAGAUGGACUGCAAACCCUACCAGCCACUGUCAAAAGUUAAGCAUGAAAUGGAUCUAGCUUAUACAAGUUCUUCAGAUGAGAGUGAAGAUGGGAGAAAACCAAGACAAUCCUAUGACUCCAGAGAAACUCUAAAUGAAUAUAGCCAAGAACUAAGACUGAACUACAACAGCCAUAGCAGAAAAAGAACUGUUGUUGACAAAUCUACUCAAGAGAUGGAAUUCUGUGAAACUCCACACAUUGUGUGCUCUAGCUACCAAACAGACUUGCAUGGUGUGUCUCAACAUGGUUACCCAUUGGAGAUGGGGUCAGAUGUGGAUACUGAGACUGAAGGUGGUGCUUCCCCAGAUCAUGGCCUGAGGAUGUGGAUGGCAGGAAUGAAAUCAGAACACAGUUCCUGUUUGUCAAGCCGGGCAAACUCAGCUUUGUCCCUCACUGAUACUGACCAUGAAAGGAAGUCUGAUGGAGAGAAUGAUAUGCCGGGCAGCCCACAUAACCAGUUCACAUUCAGACCACUCCCACCCCCUCCACCACCACCACAUGCAUGCACCUGCAGCAGGAAACCACCUCCAACAGCAGAUUCUCUCCAGAAAAGAUCAAUGACAACCCGAAGUCAACCCAGUCCAGCUGCUCCAACCCCUCCAUCCACUACGCAAGAUUCUGUACACCUGCAUAACAGCUGGGUCUUGAAUAGUAAUAUACCAUUGGAGACAAGGCAUUUCCUAUUUAAACAUGGAUCUGGUUCUUCAGCUAUCUUCAGUGCAGCCAGUCAGAACUACCCUUUAACAUCCAAUACUGUUUACUCUCCACCUCCUAGGCCACUUCCUAGAAGUACAUUUUCUAGACCUGCCUUCACUUUUAACAAACCUUACAAGUGCUGCAACUGGAAGUGCACUGCUUUGAGUGCUACAGCUAUUACAGUUACCCUGGCACUGUUGCUAGCCUAUGUUAUUGCAGUACAUUUGUUUGGCUUAACAUGGCAACUGCAGCCUGUUGAAGGGCAACUCUAUGAAAACGGAGUUAGCAAAGGAAACAGGGGCACGGAGUCCAUGGAUACCACUUACUCACCAAUCGGAGGGAAAGUGUCUGAUAAAACAGAAAAGAAAGUGUUUCAGAAAGGACGAGCUAUAGACACAGGAGAAGUUGACAUUGGAGCACAAGUUAUGCAGACCAUCCCACCAGGUUUAUUCUGGCGUUUUCAGAUCACUAUCCAUCACCCGAUGUACCUGAAAUUUAACAUUUCACUUGCAAAGGACUCUCUACUGGGAAUUUAUGGUAGACGAAACAUUCCUCCCACGCAUACUCAGUUUGAUUUUGUAAAACUGAUGGAUGGAAAGCAGUUAAUUAAACAAGAACCAAGGAACUCUGAGGAGCCUCAGCAUGCUCCUAGGAAUUUGAUCUUAACAUCCCUACAAGAGACAGGUUUCAUUGAAUAUAUGGAUCAAGGAGCUUGGCACAUGGCGUUUUACAAUGACGGAAAAAAAAUGGAGCAAGUAUUUGUAUUAACUACAGCAAUUGAGCCAAUCUUUGUACACAAAUUUCUGCUUCCAUUAGAAAUCAUGGAUGACUGCUCCACUAAUUGCAAUGGGAAUGGAGAGUGCAUCUCAGGUCAUUGCCACUGUUUCCCAGGAUUUCUCGGGCCAGACUGUGCAAGAGACUCAUGCCCAAUAUUGUGCAAUGGAAAUGGAGAAUAUGAAAAAGGUCACUGUGUAUGUCGCAAUGGAUGGAAAGGCCCAGAGUGUGAUGUACCAGAAGAACAAUGUAUUGAUCCAACUUGCUUUGGCCAUGGUACUUGCAUCAUGGGAGUAUGUAUUUGUGUCCCAGGAUACAAAGGAGAAAUUUGUGAGGAAGAGGACUGUUUAGAUCCCACAUGCUCUGGCCAUGGCGUCUGUGUUCAAGGGGAAUGUCACUGCUCCACAGGAUGGGGAGGCAUAAACUGUGAGACAUCUCUUCCUAUAUGUCAAGAGCAGUGCUCAGGCCAUGGGACUUUCCUUGUGGAUACUGGCAUCUGUAGCUGUGAGCCUAAGUGGACAGGGUCAGACUGUUCAACAGAAUUAUGCACUCUGGAUUGUGGUAGCCAUGGGGUUUGUUCGAGAGGAAUAUGCCAAUGUGAAGAAGGUUGGGUAGGACCAACUUGUGAGGAACGUACAUGCCACUCUCACUGUGCUGAACAUGGCCAGUGUAAAGAUGGGAAGUGUGAAUGCAGCCCAGGAUGGGAAGGGGAUCAUUGCACCAUUGCUCACUACUUAGAUGCUGUGCGAGAUGGCUGCCCAGGUCUGUGUUAUGGAAAUGGGAGAUGCACUCUUGAUCAGAAUGGAUGGCACUGUGUGUGUCAAGUGGGAUGGAGUGGCACAGGAUGUAACAUUGUCAUGGAAAUGGUGUGUGGAGAUAAUAUGGAUAAUGAUGGAGAUGGUUUGACAGACUGUGUAGACCCUGAUUGUUGUCAGCAAAGCAAUUGCUACAUAAGCCCUCUCUGCCAAGGUUCACCUGAUCCCCUUGACCUCAUUCAGCACACCCAGCCUCCUUUCUCUCAGCAUCCUCCAAGGCUCUUUUAUGAUAGAAUCAAGUUCCUUAUUGGCAAGGAGAGCACUCAUGUAAUCCCGGGAGAUGUCUUAUUUGACAGCAGACGUGCCUGUGUUAUUCGAGGCCAGGUGGUAGCAUUUGAUGGAACAGCGUUGGUAGGAGUGAAUGUCAGUUUCCUACACCACAGUGAUUAUGGAUACACCAUCAGUCGACAGGAUGGAAGUUUUGACCUCAUGGCUAUCGGAGGCAUCUCUGUCACCCUCCUCUUUGACAGAUCUCCUUUCAUUUCUGAGAAAAGGACACUUUGGUUACCUUGGAAUAGGUUUAUUGUAGUAGAAAAAGUUGUCAUGCAAAGAACAGAGGCUGACCCACCAUCUUGUGACAUCACUAGCUUUAUCAACCCGAAUCCAAUUGUGCUUCCUUCACCACUGACAACAUUUGGAGGAUCCUGUCCAGAGAGAGGAACAAUCAUUCCAGAGCUGCAGGUGGUCCAGGAGGAAAUCCCAAUUCCUUCUAGCUUUGUUAAACUCAGUUAUCUCAGCAGUCGAACUCCUGGAUAUAAAACCUUGCUCCGCAUUAUUUUGACACAUGCAACCAUCCCUCCUGGACUGACAAAAGUGCAUCUUACAGUUGCUAUUGAAGGGCGGCUAGUUCAGAAGUGGUUUCCUGCUGCUACAAACCUGGUCUAUGCUUUUGCCUGGAACAAGACAGACAUUUAUGGACAAAAGGUGUCUGGCCUGGCAGAGGCAACAGUGUCAGUAGGAUAUGAAUAUGAAACAUGCCAUGAUUUUAUUCUGUGGGAGAAAAGGACAGCUAUCCUGCAGGGCUUUGAGAUGGAUGCGUCGAAUCUGGGGGGUUGGUCCAUAAACAAACACCACAUAUUGAAUCCACAAAGUGGGAUCGUACACAAAGGAAAUGGAGAAAACAUGUUCAUUUCCCAGCAACCCCCAGUCAUCUCAACCAUCAUGGGCAAUGGACACCAGAGAAGUGUCUCCUGUUCCAAUUGCAAUGGACUUGCCCUCAGCAGCAAACUCUUUGCCCCGGUUGCCUUGGCUUCUGGUCCAGAUGGCAGUGUGUACAUUGGAGACUUCAAUUUUGUCAGACGCAUUUUUCCCUCAGGAAAUUCCAUUAGCAUUUUAGAAUUAAGGAACAGAGAUACAAGACAUAGCACAAGUCCAGCUCACAAGUACUACCUGGCUGUGGACCCAGUGUCAGAAUCCCUUUAUUUAUCAGAUACAAACACCAGGAGAAUCUACAAAGUGAAAUCUCUCAGUGAAACAAAGGAUUUGGCAAAAAACUAUGAUGUGGUGGCAGGGACAGGAGAUCAGUGCCUUCCGUUUGAUCAGAGUCACUGUGGAGAUAGUGGGAGGGCAUCAGAAGCAUCACUCAACAGUCCUAGAGGUAUCACUGUGGAUAAGUAUGGAUUCAUUUACUUUGUCGAUGGCACCAUGAUUCGGAAAAUUGAUGAAAGUGGUGUGAUAACAACAGUAAUAGGUUCAAAUGGUCUCACAUCAACACAGCCACUGAGCUGUGACUCUGGAAUGGACAUUACUCAGGUGCGGUUAGAGUGGCCAACAGACCUUGCAGUCAACCCGAUAGACAACUCAUUGUAUGUACUGGACAAUAACAUUGUACUGCAGAUUUCUGAGACUAGGCGUGUGCGAAUUAUUGCGGGACGCCCUAUUCACUGCCAGGUACCAGGCAUGGAUCAUUUCUUAGUCAGCAAGGUGGCAAUCCAUUCAACCCUGGAAUCAGCUAGAGCAAUCAGUGUCUCUCACAGUGGGACACUGUACAUUGCUGAGACAGAUGAAAGAAAGAUAAAUCGCAUACAACAGGUUACUACCAAUGGUGAGAUUUCCAUAAUUGCUGGAGCCCCAACAGAUUGUGACUGCAAGAUUGAUCCAAACUGUGACUGUUUCUCAGGUGAUGGUGGGUAUGCCAAAGAUGCAAAGCUGAAAGCACCCUCUUCGCUAGCAGUCUCUCCUGAUGACACCCUGUAUAUAGCAGAUCUUGGCAAUAUUCGCAUCCGUGCAGUCAGUCGAAACAAGGCUCAUCUCAGUGACAUGAAUAUUUAUGAGAUUGCAUCCCCAGCAGACCAGGAACUGUAUCAGUUUACCACCAAUGGGACCCACCUUCACACACUGAAUCUGAUAACAAGGGACUAUAUUUACAAUUUCACAUACAAUGGAGAAGGAGACAUUGCCACCAUCACUAACAGCAAUGGGAAUUCAGUUCACAUUCGCAGAGAUGCUAGUGGAUUGCCUCUGUGGCUAGUGGUGCCUGGAGGCCAGGUAUACUGGCUAACCAUAAGCAGCAAUGGUGUUCUGAAAAGAGUAUAUGCUCAAGGCUACAACUUAGCACUGAUGACAUACCCUGGCAACACAGGUCUUCUAGCAACCAAAAGUAAUGAGAAUGGAUGGACAACAGUUUAUGAGUAUGACCUUGAAGGACACCUAACGAAUGUAACCUUUCCAACUGGUGAGGUCAGCAAUUUCCACAAUGAUGUUGAAAAACUAACAAGAGUAGAACUUGAAUCAUCAAACAGAGAAAAUGUGAUUACAGCUACAAACUUCUCAGCUACCUCUACUAUAUACACUUUAAAACAAGACAACACGCAGAAUAUCUAUCGGGUCAGCCCGGAUGGUUCACUGAGGGUCACCUUUGCCAGUGGAAUGGAAAUCACUCUCAACACAGAGCCCCAUAUUCUAGCAGGUGUCGUCAACCCCACUUUGGGAAAGUGCAAUAUCUCAUUACCUGGAGAGCAUAAUUCAAACCUCAUAGAAUGGAGGCAAAGGAAAGAGCAGACCAAAGGCAAUAUCUCAGCAUUUGAGAGAAGGUUAAGGGCCCAUAACAGAAACCUGUUAUCCAUUGAUUUUGACCACGUAACCAGAACAGGAAAGAUCUAUGAUGACCAUCGAAAAUUCACCCUCCGGAUUCUGUAUGACCAGACAGGACGUCCAAUUCAGUGGUCACCCAUCAGCAAAUAUAAUGAAGUCAACAUCACUUACUCACAUUCAGGAUUAGUGACCUACAUUCAGAGAGGAACGUGGACUGAAAAAAUGGAGUAUGACCCAAGUGGGAAGAUAAUUUCCAGAACAUGGGCAGAUGGUAAAAUAUGGAGCUACACAUAUUUGGAAAAGUCUGUGAUGGUCCUUUUGCACAGCCAGCGACGCUACAUUUUUGAAUAUGACCAGUCUGAUUAUCUGCUCUCAGUCACCAUGCCAAGUAUGGUGCGUCAUGGUUUGCAAACCAUGCUUUCAGUUGGGUACUAUCGCAAUAUAUACACCCCACCAGAUAGCACAGCUUCUUUCAUACAAGAUUUUGCCAGAGAUGGACGACUUUUGCAAAUACUGUAUCCUGGAACGGGUCGCAGGGUCCUUUAUAAGUAUACCAAACAGUCCCGACUAUCAGAGAUUCUUUAUGAUACUACUCAAGUCACAUUUACAUAUGAAGAAUCCUCUGGGGUUAUUAAAACAAUACACCUAAUGCAUGAUGGGUUCAUCUGUACCAUCAGAUACAGGCAAACAGGCCCUCUUAUUGGUCGUCAGAUCUUCAGAUUUAGUGAAGAAGGACUUGUAAAUGCCAGAUUUGACUACAGUUACAACAAUUUCCGGGUCACCAGCAUGCAGGCCAUGAUAAAUGAGACUCCUCUUCCUAUAGAUCUGUACCGAUAUGUUGAUGUAUCUGGAAGGACUGAACAAUUUGGAAAAUUCAGUGUAAUCAAUUAUGACUUAAACCAAGUUAUAACUACCACAGUCAUGAAACACACCAAGAUUUUUAGUGCCAAUGGUCAGGUGAUUGAAGUGCAAUAUGAAAUUCUUAAGUCCAUAGCCUAUUGGAUGACCAUUCAGUAUGAUAAUAUGGGUCGUAUGGUGAUAUGUGAUAUACGAGUAGGAGUAGAUGCCAACAUAACAAGGUAUUUUUAUGAGUAUGAUGCCGAUGGUCAACUUCAAACUGUCUCUGUGAAUGACAAAACCCAGUGGCGUUAUAGUUACGACCUUAAUGGAAAUAUAAACUUGCUUAGUCAUGGAAACAGUGCCCGUCUCACUCCUCUGAGAUAUGAUCUUAGAGAUCGCAUUACUAGACUUGGAGAAAUUCAGUACAAAAUGGAUGAAGAUGGGUUUCUUAGACAAAGAGGCAAUGAAAUAUUUGAGUAUAACUCCAAUGGUCUCUUGAACAAAGCUUACAACAAAGUGUCUGGUUGGACUGUGCAAUACUGUUAUGAUGGGCUUGGACGACGAGUUGCAAGUAAAUCAAGUCUAGGACAGCACCUACAGUUCUUUUAUGCUGAUCUCUCCAAUCCAAUAAGAGUUACUCAUUUAUACAAUCAUACUAGCUCAGAAAUAACAUCUCUAUAUUAUGAUCUUCAAGGCCAUCUCAUUGCGAUGGAAUUAAGCAGUGGAGAAGAAUAUUAUGUUGCUUGUGACAACACUGGCACACCCCUAGCUGUCUUUAGCAGUCGGGGUCAAGUAAUAAAAGAAAUUCUAUACACACCUUACGGAGAUAUCUACCAAGACACUUAUCCAGAUUUUCAGGUUAUCAUUGGUUUUCAUGGAGGGCUCUAUGAUUCUCUUACUAAAUUAGUGCAUUUGGGUCAAAGAGAUUAUGAUGUCAUUGCUGGACGUUGGACAACACCAAAUCAUCAUGUGUGGAAACAUUUAAACAUCAUCCCCAAACCAUUUAAUCUCUACUCAUUUGAAAAUAACUAUCCAGUUGGCAGAAUUCAAGAUGUCGCUAAGUAUACUACAGAUAUUGGAAGUUGGCUAGAACUGUUCGGUUUCCAGCUACACAACGUGCUUCCUGGAUUUCCAAAACCAGAGAUAGAAACUUUGGAAACAACAUAUGAACUUUUACAGCUUCAAACAAAAACCCAAGAGUGGGAUCCUGGAAAGACUAUCCUUGGCAUUCAGUGUGAGCUGCAAAAACAACUUAGGAACUUUAUAUCCUUGGAUCAACUUCCUAUGACCCCCAGGUACAGUGAUGGGAGAUGUCUUGAAGGAGGAAAACAGCCCAGGUUUGCAGCCAUUCCGUCUGUGUUUGGAAAAGGGAUCAAAUUUGCCAUUAAGGAUGGGAUAGUGACUGCUGAUAUUAUAGGAGUAGCAAAUGAGGACAGCCGGCGCAUUGCUGCCAUCCUCAACAAUGCUCACUAUCUUGAGAACCUGCAUUUUACCAUAGAAGGACGAGACACGCACUAUUUCAUCAAGCUAGGGUCUUUGGAAGAAGACUUGGCUCUAAUAGGCAACACAGGAGGCCGGCGCAUUUUGGAGAAUGGUGUCAAUGUCACUGUGUCUCAGAUGACAUCUGUGAUAAAUGGGAGGACUAGACGGUUUGCUGAUAUACAGCUCCAGCAUGGUGCUUUGUGCUUUAAUGUUCGUUAUGGGACAACCAUUGAGGAAGAAAAGAACCAUGUCUUAGAAAUAGCCAGGCAGAGGGCAGUAGCUCUGGCCUGGACUAAAGAACAAAGACGUCUGCAAGAAGGAGAAGAAGGCAUUAGAGCAUGGACGGAGGGAGAAAAACAGCAGCUUUUAAGCACUGGGAGGGUACAAGGCUAUGAUGGAUACUUUGUUUUAUCUGUAGAGCAGUAUCUUGAACUUUCGGACAGUGCCAACAAUAUUCACUUUAUGAGACAGAGUGAAAUAGGCAGGAGGUAA
Molecule: messenger RNA, 8335 nt
Organism: Pelodiscus sinensis (Chinese soft-shelled turtle)
Lineage: Eukaryota; Metazoa; Chordata; Testudines; Trionychidae
Source: RefSeq, a predicted model, not a curated record